UGAACUAAUGAAACAAAGAAAUUUGUUCAGGGAAAAUGUACGUUGGAAUAAUGCCAAGUGGAAUGAAAGCAGCAAUCAAGAGACUUAAUGAGGGCAUUGAGCUUCACAAUUUUAUUGACGAGAUUUUCUGGAAAGCGAAAAUAAGGCAUCCUAAUUUGGUGAGUACUGUGGGAUGUUGUGACAGAGGAGAUGAGUGUCUUGUUUAUGAGUACUGCGUCAAUGGUGAUCUUUCAAGCUGGCUUCUCGGUGACAAAAGGACAGUAAUCUUGACAUGGGAGCGGCGGAUGCAGAUAUUUAUUGGCAUUGCCAGGGGCUUAUGGUUUCUUCAUACCAAUCCAUUGGAAAAAUUAGUUCAUGGAGACAUAAUGUUAGCAAACAUAUUACUGACUGAGAAACUAGAGCCUAAGAUUUCAGACCCCAUAUUAUCAAACUACAAGUUAAAGAAGACCGAAACGAUGGAAACCACCGCAAAUGAUGUUUUCAAUUUUGGGGUUGUGCUACUUCAACUUUUGACAGGAAGAAAGCCAGAAUCUCUGGUUAAAGAGGCAAGGAAUGCAAUAAUGAAAGGAGGAAGCAUAAGUGCCAUGGCAGAUCCAUGCUUAAAUGGGGCUUAUAUUGUAACUGAAUUUCAAAAUGUAUUAUCAAUAGCUGUUCAAUGUACUACUCCAAAUGAACAAGAAAGACCAAACAUGGAAGAAGUCUUACAGAAACUUGAAGAAACCCAUAUUUUAAGUCUAAACUUCAAAUCCAACUGCAAGAAUUUUUGA
Messenger RNA from Quercus lobata, 767 nucleotides. RefSeq names its product protein STRUBBELIG-RECEPTOR FAMILY 8-like. The record is from RefSeq and is a predicted model, not a curated record. Gene Ontology annotation, cellular component: plasma membrane. Gene Ontology annotation, molecular function: protein kinase activity; ATP binding. The coding region runs from base 36 to 767 and encodes 243 amino acids. The transcript has 4 exons. NCBI's taxonomy places the organism in Eukaryota, Viridiplantae, Streptophyta, Magnoliopsida, Fagales, Fagaceae. Gene Ontology annotation, biological process: protein phosphorylation.